This is a messenger RNA of Durusdinium trenchii, 348 nucleotides long. NCBI's taxonomy places the organism in Eukaryota, Dinophyceae, Suessiales, Symbiodiniaceae. The record is from the annotation of a GenBank genome assembly.
GAAUUCACGGCCAAAGAUGAAGUGAAGGCACUCUGGAAGGCGGCGGUGGUGGCGGCCACGGGCCCCAAGAAGGCCGAGAAGUUGAUCGACAAGGCGGGGCCAAUCUCCUUCCACGUCCCCACCUUGACCAACAAUGCCUUGCGUGCUUCGGAGGGCUUGCAAGUACCAGUCCGUGCGGAUUUACACCAGGGCACACCCGAUGUCACACCCAUCUCGCGGAGCUUGGGCUUGCACGCGCGUCCAAGAGGCUUCUCCUCGGGCUAUUCCACGCCACAGAGCAACCACAGCUCGGUCUCUCCCCAGCGUGUCUUCUUCGUGGAGUCGCCCAAACGAGUCCCGGUGGCCUGA